This is a messenger RNA of Selaginella moellendorffii, 1974 nucleotides long. RefSeq names its product RING-H2 finger protein ATL72-like. Lineage: Eukaryota; Viridiplantae; Streptophyta; Lycopodiopsida; Selaginellales; Selaginellaceae. The record is from RefSeq and is a predicted model, not a curated record. The coding region runs from base 1023 to 1916 and encodes 297 amino acids. The transcript has a single exon.
UUUGUGUCGCUCUCAAGGGUCAGGGGCUACGUUCCUAGGCCCGCAAUGGUGGGCUCUCACGUAAAUGUGAAAGAGGGAGUGGAGAUUGAUGGCACUCUCUUUCUUGUGGUGGUGGAGAAGCAGUGAUCUUUGCGAGGCAGAUGCUAGAGGAAACGUGGUUUGGUUAGUCUAUGCUUUCUUUAAUCCCAUGGAAGGGGACUUGUGGAGAGUGCGGAGAAUUUAAGUGGCCAGGGGAGUUUCGCAAACUUCUCUCCCUCAACUACAAUGUACGCACACACCGACGUUUAGACACGCGCGCGCACUCGAGAUCCAGAGAGCCCGGGCAUUACUUACAGCUCCGCAACAAAGAGGGAAAAGAAGAGUGUGUGUCAAAGCCAAAAGGCGCUUCACAUCUGAAAGGAGCUCUCCUCUCUUUCUGAUUUGAAGGGAUGAGCGGUAGAAGAAGAAGGGGACUGGAGCGAUUUAGUCUCCUGUGGUCCUAGGAUCAAGGAGAUGAAUUGAAUCACAAGUAUCCAGAAUUUCUCUCAUUUCUCUGUCCCUCUCUUUUUUUUCUCUCCACAGAGGUAGUUGAACCAUAGUAAAUGUAAAUGCUCUCUUUCUGCAAGGCAACAGAGAUUGCGAGGGGGGGAGGGAGAGAAGGAAGAGGGUCUGGCUAUGGGAGAACAGAGAAGACAAGUUUUUCUGGUUUGAUUGUAAGCUGUGGUGGUGGUGGGGGUGUGUCUUUGUUUUUGUGUUGUUGGGAUUUUGGAGAAGGUUAGCUCGUUUUCCAGGUGACAAAUUUUUGUUCUUGGAGCUCCCAGGAAAUCUCAUUCCCAAUCAAAUUGUUUGUGAGGAUAUUUUGGAGGAAGCUUGCAGGCCAACAGGGGAGGAGGGAGGAGGAGGAGAAUCACUUCAAUCAUCAAAAUGGUACUACUACUACAUGAGGGACUUCUUCCUUGAAAGUUACUUCCACACCUCUCUCUCUCUCUCUCCUCCCUCUUUAUUCUUUCUCCUUUGAUUCCUCCAGAAAAGAGUGUAGAAGGAUGUUGCUGCUGCUGCUGCUCCUCAUGCCUCCUUCUCCUUCCUCAUCCUCUGACAUUGCUGUGGUGAUGGAAGACUUGGCACCUCCAUGGCCUUCUCCUCCAGCCUCAAGCUCCGUCAGCAAUGGCAAUGGCAUCAACGCAGCUUCUUUCCCAAGAACUUCUCCCUCCUCCUCCUCCUCCUCUCCCAUGAGAUUCACGGCUCUUCACGUCACCAUGAUCUUCAUUGCUAUCCUCCUGUGCGUCAUCAUCUGCGCCAUUCCCUGGGACAACAUCAAAUGCAAUGGCAGCAGCGCCGACAACCAAAACCAAAAUCCUCACCACGAGCAGCCGGAAGAAACCGCGGCACUGGGCGACGAGGAGCAGCCGCAGCCGCAGCAGCAGCAGCAGCCAGCCUCGGGCCUGACCAAAAAGAUAAUCAAAUCCUUCCAGCUGGUGAGGUAUGGAUCAUCGUCGCUGCGGGAAAAGGCCGAGAGCGACACCAGCGGCUGCGGCGGCUGCUGGACCGAGUGCAUGAUCUGCCUCAGCGACUUCCGGAACGGCCAGAUGGUUCGCAUCCUCCCACACUGCAGCCACGGCUUCCACCGAAAGUGCAUCGAACAGUGGCUCCACUCGCACACCUCGUGUCCAAUCUGUCGUAACGCACUGCUCGUUCCAGGCAGUCCGGAGAAAACCACAGCAGCUGUGCCACACCAACACCGUCGCCAUCAUCACCAGCCUGAGCAGCAGCAGUCUGGAGCUCAUCACCACCACCACCACCACCACCAGAGCCAGCUAGAGCAAGUCGUAGUCGUCGAUCCGGAGAGUACUCAGGUCGAGGAGGCCGGGGAGCGAGCUUCCGACGAUCAGGACGGCCAGAGUGUACAUAGCCGAGCUUACGUUGUUGAUUCAGACUGAGUUGAGAUGAUGAGAUGAUACCAGCGAUGAUUAAUCUCGAGUUUUCUUCCUCCAGUCU